GCGUUGCGGGGCGGGCCCGGCGGCGGCGGGCAACGGGAAGGGAGAGCCGGAGCCGGAGCGGCGGCAGGAGUGGGGUGGCGGCAGCCGGGCCGGCCAUGGUGGGCCUCAAGGAGGAGCUGCUGAAGGCCAUCUGGCACGCCUUCACCGCGCUCGACCUCGACCGCAGCGGGAAGGUCUCCAAGUCGCAGCUCAAGGUCCUUUCCCACAACCUGUGCACGGUGUUAAAUGUUCCUCAUGACCCGGUGGCUUUGGAAGAACACUUUAGGGAUGAUGACGAAGGACCGGUUUCCAAUCAGGGUUACAUGCCUUAUUUAAACAAAUUCAUCCUGGAAAAGGUUCAAGGGAACUUUGAUAAAGUUGAAUUCAACAGAAUGUGUUGGACUCUGUGUGCUAAAAAGAACCUCCCGAAAAGCCCUUUGCUGAUCAGUGAUGAAGAUGCAUUUAAAGUGUGGGUUAUUUUUAACUUCUUAUCAGAGGACAAGUACCCUUUAAUCAUUGUACCUGAAGAGAUUGAAUAUCUACUUAAAAAGCUCACGGAAGCAAUGGGAGCAGGCUGGCAGCAAGAGCAGUUUGACCUCUACAAGAUUGCCCUCAACACCAGCCGGGAAGGUCUCUCUGCGUGGGAGCUGAUCGAUCUAAUCGGGAGCGGGCAGUUCAGUAAGGGGAUGGACGGACAGACGGUGUCCAUGGCAGUUAAUGAAGUCUUUAACGAGCUCAUAUUAGAUGUACUCAAACAGGGUUAUAUGCUGAAAAAAGGUCACAAAAGGAAAAACUGGACAGAACGAUGGUUUGUACUAAAACCCAAUAUUAUUUCCUACUAUGUAAGUGAAGACUUAAAGGACAAGAAAGGAGACAUCAUACUGGAUGGCAACUGUUGUGUAGAGGCCUUGCCUGACAAGGAUGGAAAGAAAUGCCUUUUUCUCAUAAAGUGCCUCGAUAAAACCUUUGAGAUCAGUGCCUCUGAUAAAAAGAAGAAACAGGAGUGGAUUCAAGCCAUACAGACCACCGUGAGCCUGCUGCGAGCGGGGAGCCCUCCGCCCCACAAAGAAGCGCGCCAGAAACGGAAAGAACUGCGCCAGAAGCUGUUGGCUGAGCAGGAGGAGUUGGAGCGGCAGAUGAAGGAACUGCAAACGGCCAACGAGAACAAGCAGAAGGAACUGGAGACUGUGAGAAAGCAACUGGAAGCAGCAGCUGCCCGUGCUGCUGAUGAGGAGAAGAAAAGGCUUCAGACCCAAGUCGAGUUACAGGAUCGCUUCAGUCUGGAGCUGGAGAGAGAAAAAAUGGUGAGACAAAAAAUGGAAGAGCAAGUCGCUCAGAAAUCAUCUGAACUGGAACAGUAUUUACAGAGAGUACGUGAACUGGAAGAGAUGUAUAAGCAGCUACAGGAAGCUUUGGAGGUUGAGAAACAGGCACGUCAGGAUGAAGAGACCGUAAGGAAACUUCAAGCCAGGUUACUGGAAGAGGAGUCAGCAAAGAGAGCUGAACUGGAAAAAUGGCACUUGCAGCAGCAACAGACCAUUCAGAUGACAGAAGCAGAAAAGCAGGAGCUAGAAAACCAGAGAAUGAUAAAGGAACAGGCUCUUCAGGUUGCUAUGCAGCAACUGGAACAGCUUGAACUGGAAAGAAAAGAGGCCCUUGAGCAAUAUGAGGAGGUUAAAAAAAAGUUGGAAACAGCAGCUAAUAACACCAGGAGUUGGAAAGACAAAGUAGCUCAUCAUGAGGGAUUAAUUCGACUAAUAGAGCCCGGCUCUAAGAAUCCGCACCUAAUCACAAACUGGGGCCCGGCUGCCUUCACUGAAGCUGAACUGGAGCAAAGACAAAAGAGCUGGAAAGGGAAAAAAACCUCUUCUGAGUAAUGACCAUGGGUGACACACUGUUUGUGAACAGAAGUCCACUUUUGUUCACUCUGCUUUGCACAGAACAGCUUAUUACUCCUUUGAAGAUGCUAGUUUACUCAGCAGGAGGGCCUUUCUACAAAGGAAAUACUGUUUACCACCCUGAAGUGUCUACUAAGAGCUCAGUAACUACACCACUAUGUGCUGUCUGGCAGUACUUGCUGUUUUCCUUCACCUUUCCAGAUAUUCUGUUCCUUUAUGCAAGACUUUUCUACUGAAGAUUUUUAUGUAAGUGCAGCCUGCAACACAGUUAUUUCUAUAAUAGCCUGUAACUUUAUGGCAGCAUCUAACCAAUCAGGCAGCAUCACUCUCAUUUUGAAAAGCAAGGAAAGCAAUUGCUAUACUGGUUCAGUUAAGAUGACUUAAACCUGGGAUAAGUCUAUCCUGAGGACGCUGUCCAGAGCAAUACCUUUUCUUCCUUUCAGUCUCUUUUUGCUUUUUCCUGUCUGGCUGUUGCUCUUCACAUGAGGGUUAGUGCUCAAAUCUGUUAUUCCUUACCGAGAGCAGGCUGGCUUCAUCCCUGGGUGCCCGUUGUCCCUGACUCCUGGCUCCUCUGAUCUGUGUGUCCUCUGGAGGAAUCCACAUAAAAGCAUUGGAAACAGGCAUGUACAAAAUGCUGCUGUAGAACAUUUAGGAAAAGCAGGCAUGCACGACUGAUCUUGUCACUGCCUCCUACCUGAGACUGGCUUAAAAUAGAAUUUAAGAACUUAGACAACUCUAAUGCACUCGAGUCGUGGUUUAAAAGAUGCUCACUUUUGACUUACAGAUUUUUCUGGAGUGCAUGAGUGGAACACAGUGACACAUCGAGAUGAAAUAUCUGCAUCAAACCGACAUUUAUGCAAGAAAUUUGUUGAUAUACCAGUCCUAUCGUUAUAGCACUCCAUUUUGUCUUAUUCUUCAUAAGAGGCCAGAUUCGAAAAAUUUAGUGGAAGAUGAAAACUAAAUUUGACAUUUUUAUUUGAUAUAAAAAGAUGAGUGAGUAGCAGUACUGCUUUAGAAAAAAAAAAUUCCUGUCAAUCAAUGUCGGCAUUACUGGUAAUGAAGAUUUUCCAUAGAGUCUUCUGCUCUGACAGGGAGUUCAGUUUCUGCAGGGAAGGAACGAGUGUGUGAUGUUGCCUAGUAGGUCGCCCACACCAGACCAAGGUCUAACUUAAGUCAUAUUUUGUGCUAAGUUAUACAGGCAUUCUGAGAGUUAAGUCCUGCCUUGGGAAGAGCAGGUGCCCACUGGUGUGGUUUGAUAAUCAGCUUUGAUUUUUGCACAUACACCAAACACAUUCAGCCAUCUUUUAGCAUGUGGUUUUUUGUUCAGCUCGAUAUUAACUGUUAAACUAUCUUUAGUAAAUGAGACGUGAACAUUUUAGAUGGAUAACCAGUGCCUUUGUACACAGCACAGGGCUGCUCAGCUCUCAGAAGAGCAGAAGCUGUACAGAAGCGAUCUUCAGAUUGAGAACACAAUAGCAUUUUCAUUGCCUGUUAACUAGGACUCACUCAAAUACUGAAAUCUUUGCAGACGUUUACUCUUAGGUUCUGUUUUUAUACUAAUUGACAUCGUUAAUGUUUUGGUAAACGGAAUGCUGAUUAAAAUGGAAGGAAAAUCCAGGAUUGUCCUAUUUGUAUUUACUGUACAGAAAAGCAAUAGUUUCUUAAGCUUGCUAACAAGGCAGUUUUAUACUGAUUUUGUUUACAGAAGAAAUGUGAAAAAAAACAAAUCAUAAUGGAAAUACUAAUGUAUACACUGUUAAACUUUGCUAGAUGAAAAGGAACAGUAUUUAUAGCUGCCCAGCGCCUUUCAUGUGGGAUGCAGAAGGUAUACACCUUCUGAGGCUAAACUUGUUAAUUUUUCUAACAGUCUUUAUUUUGGACAAAUAUAUUUUUUUUUAAGAAUACCAAAUGAUGCAUGUUUUCAUAUUUUCUACUGUUCUUUAGAAUUGGCUAUUUAAUAAAAUAAUAAACAUCA
Numida meleagris (helmeted guineafowl) is the source of this 3852-nucleotide messenger RNA. RefSeq names its product SWAP switching B-cell complex subunit 70 (gene SWAP70). Bases 96 to 1856 code for a protein of 586 amino acids. The transcript is spliced from 12 exons. Lineage: Eukaryota; Metazoa; Chordata; Aves; Galliformes; Numididae. The record is from RefSeq and is a predicted model, not a curated record. Gene Ontology annotation, cellular component: nucleus; cytoplasm.